Paracoccidioides lutzii Pb01 is the source of this 2328-nucleotide messenger RNA. RefSeq lists its product as hypothetical. The transcript is spliced from 10 exons. Gene Ontology annotation, cellular component: cytoplasm. Bases 1 to 2328 code for a protein of 775 amino acids. The record is from RefSeq and is a predicted model, not a curated record.
AUGCGACAUAGCAAGAGCCGGGAACCCAUUAUAUUGGUUAUUGAUUUUCAUCAUGCGAGAGGCCCCGAAGUCCAGUACUGUUUCUGCCAAGAAGGCACCGACAUCUUCGUGAAGAAUGACUGGUCUCUAUUACCAUUUAUGGCGCUGUCAGAUGGGGCGCAUGCAUCCACCGAAGACUUCUCAUAUUUUACCCUGCAACAAAGUGCAACAGACUCGGAGCAUGCUACCUCUCUCUUUGGCAUAUCAUGCACACGCCAGAUAGAUUCAGCAUUACUGAUCAAUCGACCUCCGGAAGUGACGAGAUCAACGGUCCAGAAGGCGAUUGUGGCGGUUAUUGAUGAGCCCAGGCAGUUUGGGCAGUUGAGGCAGAAGUUGUCCAUGGUGACGUCGGCUUGGUUUGCGCAGAGGGAUUUUUCAGAUACGGAUAUUUUAAAGAAAUUCCAGGAAAGCCUGACGGAGAGUUUAAAUAAUGAGGAAGGCCAGAAGGAGGAGUAUCUUGGACUUUCAUUACGAGAAAUGAUUCACGAAUUUAAACACCAGACUCUGGUUCUAUUUAAAUGCCUUUUAUUACAGCCAAAAAUGCUUUUCUUUGGCACUCGCUGCGAGCGACUCUGCAUGAUCCAAUUCUCCCUUAUUUCCUUGAUACCUGGUCUUAUCCACCACCUUGAAGAUUGCGCAGACCCAUCCUUUGAUACCUAUGCACAGUCUGUUGUGAAACCUACGUCUCUCAAAACGAGCGAGAGAAGCUCAUUACUUGCAUAUAUGGGAUUACCUCUACAGAUCUUCGGCAAGGGAAGCAUGUUUGGUCCCUAUACGCCGCUUCAGCUCCUAGAUCUACUUGCCGAUUACGGCACGAAAUCGUAUGUCGUGGGGUCCACAAAUUCCCUGCUUUUACAACAGAAGGACAGGUACAGUGAUAUACUCAUUAACCUCGACGAAGAUUCUAUCAAUAUCUCCUCACCAUCUUUACGAUCCGCCCUUUCACUCUCUGUAGCUGAUAGGAGAUGGAUCGAUUUCCUCACACAAACAAUCUACGAAACAUGGGAUGACGCCCACCCAGAACGGCCUAAAAGUCAUGGGUACUUAGGCUCUGAAGAAUUUAUUCGUCUUCAAUUCGAAGAAUAUCUAUUAGCCCUUCUUUCAUGUGAAAAGUACCACAAUGAAGUUCAUAAUGGUUCCUGGACUCCAUCGCCAGGCUUAGAUAUUGAAGGUGACCCUGCAUCAGAAUUUGGCACAGAGUUCCUCGAACGAUGGCGGACCACGUCGAACUAUGCUCUAUUCAAUCGCCUCACAUCUGACUCCCAUCUCUUUUCUAUCGUGGAACCCCGUCAUCCCUGCGCUGGAGCCCUUGGUCUUGACGACAUCCAAAGACGAUUAGCCCAGCAAGUAGCUGAACUACACCUGGAUGAAAGAGUGCGUGAGGGUCGAGAGGCUCUCAACAAGCACCUUGCCACGAGUCAAAGAAAGGUCAGCUCAGUAUUCAACAGUUUAUGGGCUGACAUCGAGAUCAUACGAGAAAAUCAGCGUAAGAGGAGUGACGAAAAAUCCCAACAACGCACAUCAUCUGAACUACCAUCUACGGAUAAAGAGUCGAUAGUCUCUCCACGAAUAUCGAUUUCAUUAAAUAACAACCCCGGUUCAGGAUCAUGGACAUUUGGCGCUCGAAAGCCACCCGCAGUGGAUCUUGGUCAGGCACAAGCAACCGUUGCUGCGGCCGGACAACGUGCAUCCGCCUAUUUGUCCUCCUGGGGCUCGUGGGCAAACGAUCGACGCAAGGAGUGGCAAGAGAGAAAAGCUAGCGGUAAUUUCAAUACCACCGCUUCGUCUCCUACUACGUUAGCUUCUCGCCAAAUCUUACCCGUCACGGCUGCCACGACUUCCAAGAACCAGGGAGAGUCGGGAAGUCGAGGCCGUGAGAAAGGUCCCAGUAACGGACACGGUUCUAGAAAGUCUAUGUCUAGUCUUAGCAGGAGCCUAAGUCGCAAGAAGAGAUGGAGCAGUCUGCUACAGAGGAGUAGCGAUAUUCGCACCUCUGAUGCGGAGAUUAAUGAUAAUAAUCCUACUAAUAAUGACGAUAAUAGCAUUGGUGGUAAUAACGCAGGAAGCCCUCGAGGAAGCCGUGAAUUAUGGAGGAGCGACAGUAAUAAUAACGAUAAUGAUAACAAUAAUAACAGCAAUAGCUCUAAUGCUAAGGCCACCGUGUCGAAGCGCGAUCCUUCGUUAUCUGAAACACCACUCGAAACGGUGUCUACAGACACAGGUACAGCUCAAGAGACACCCCCCGGCGGACUGUCACCAAUACUCACAACGGCCGACAAAUUACAGUAA